This is a messenger RNA of Truncatella angustata, 993 nucleotides long. RefSeq lists its product as uncharacterized. Gene Ontology annotation, molecular function: oxidoreductase activity. The record is from RefSeq and is a predicted model, not a curated record. Bases 1 to 993 code for a protein of 330 amino acids. NCBI's taxonomy places the organism in Eukaryota, Fungi, Ascomycota, Sordariomycetes, Amphisphaeriales, Sporocadaceae. The transcript has a single exon.
AUGAGGGCUGUCAUACAGCCCGACAAAGCUUCUCAUAAAUUGACACUCAGCGAGCAGCCCAUACCUGUGCCGCAUCAUCCAGACGACGUACUUAUCCGCGUCCAAGCGACCUCUCCCUGCUCGGGUGAGCUUGACUGGGCACUCUGGGCGCCCGACUUCGUCGGUGACAAAGUUCCUAUCCCUGGCCAAGACAUGGCUGGAACCGUGGUUUCUGCGCCUGAGUCUAGUAAGUUCAGUGCCGGCGAUGAAGUCUACUGCCGCAUCACAGCCAACCGCCCUGGCGCUGCCGCCGAGUACACACUGGCUCGUGUGAGCGAGUUGGCGCUCAAGCCAAAGAAUCAGAGCUGGACUGAGGCUGCGGCAACGCCCCUCAGUGCUUUGACCGCCUACCAGGCGCUGUUCGUGCAAGGUAAUCUGGACGUGGAGGCUUUGAAGGGGGAGGAGAAGGCGCGAAGAAGCAAUGGUGAGAAAAGGGUCCUAAUCACAGCUGCCGCAGGCAGUGUGGGUAGUUGGGCCGUGCAACUCGCCAAGUUGGCUGGUGCGGGUGCUAUCGUUGCGGUUAAUGGGACGAAUAAUGUGGAAUUUGUUCGUCGACUAGGUGCUACGGAGGUCGUGGACUACCAUAAACAGAAUGUGGCGGAAUGGGCGAGCCAAGAUAUCGCGGAAAGACAAGUUGAUCUUGUUGUUGACUGUGUUGGUGGGCAGACAUUGGCUCACUGCUGGAUUGCCGUCAAGGAAGAUGGAAGAUUCAUUAGUAUCUGUGGCCAGCCUGAAGAGAGCAAGCCAGCAGGCGUGGAGAAGAAGGAUGUGCAUGCUUUAUGGUUUGUGAUGGAAAGUCUUGGUAAGAACUUGGACAUGGUCACGGAGCUGAUCGAAGACGGCAGGGCUCGGCCGGUCAUUGAUAGCGUGGUCGAGUUCAAGGAUUUCGAGCAAGCUUGGGAAAAGGUCGAGUCGAGGCACGCCAGAGGGAAGGUUGUGUUGAAAGUGGCUUGA